CGCGACGCGUUUCCGGUUCCUGGGUCGGCCUCGCUCAGCGCUCGUCGUGUUGCCGCGUGAGCUGCCGCCGUGGUGCUAGAGAAGGAGGGAGGAGGAGGAUGAUGAUGAUGAUGAUGGCGGAGCUGGCGCAGGGACAGGCCUCAGUAGCAGCAGCCGCGGCAGCAGCAGCAGCAGCGGCUCAGCCCGGAAUGAAGACAGACGGCUUCGCCGAUGCUUUGCACCGGGCGCGACAGAUUGCGGCUAAAAUGGGCGGAGAACAGAUGCCCCAUCUGAACCACUCUUCCCCUGUUGUCGACCCCUCGAUUUAUGGCUACGGAGGGCAGAAACGCUCCCUAGAUGAAGGAGUUGCAAACCAGCUUGGAGCGAUGGUACAUCCAAGGGCUAUAAUAACAGAAGACUUCAAAGUGCCUGAUAAGAUGGUGGGCUACAUUAUUGGCCGUGGUGGUGAGCAGAUCACUCGAAUCCAAUUGGAAUCCGGGUGCAAGAUCCAGAUUGCUGCCGACAGUGGAGGUAUGAUGGACCGGCCUUGCACCUUGACCGGGAGUCCAGAGAGCAUUGACCAGGCGAAGCGUCUGCUCAGUCAGAUCGUGGAGCGAUGCCGGAACGGGAACGAAACCAGCCAGGACGUCUUGAUUCCCGCCAGCAAAGUGGGUCUCGUUAUCGGGAAAGGAGGAGACACCAUUAAACAACUUCAGGAGAGGACAGGAGUGAAGAUGGUCAUGAUUCAGGAUGGUCCCAUGCCCACUGGAGCUGACAAGCCCUUGAGAAUCUCUGGCGAUCCCUACAAAGUGCAGCAAGCACGAGAGCUGGUAGCAGAGAUCAUCCGGGAUAAGGACCAGGGAGACUUCAGGGCUGGACGACUGGGAGACUUCGGCUCAAGGCUGGGAGGAACCAGUCUGGAUGUGGCGGUUCCCAGGUUCGCUGUGGGCAUAGUCAUCGGCAGGAACGGAGAGAUGAUCAAGAAGAUCCAGAACGAUGCCGGUGUGAGGAUCCAGUUCAAACCUGACGACGGAAUCAGUCCCGAGCGGAUCGCUCAGGUAAUGGGACAGCCGGAUCGAUGUCAGCACGCGGUUCACCUCAUCAACGAGCUGGUCCACACAGCACAGGAGCGUGAUGGGUUUGGAGGUGCUCUGGGUCCCCGUGGUCGGGGGCGAGGUCGUGCUGACUGGAACAUGGCUCCGGGAGGACUGCAGGAAGUGACCUACACGAUACCGGCAGACAAGUGUGGCCUUGUGAUUGGGAAAGGUGGAGAGACUAUUAAGAACAUCAACCAGCAGUCUGGAGCUCAUGUGGAGCUGCAGAGAAACCCUCCUCUCAACACCGACCCCAACGUGCGCAUCUUCUCCAUCAGAGGAACUCCACAGCAGAUGGAGAUGGCCAGGCAAUUGAUCGAUGAGAAAAUCGGGGCCUCAGGGAUGGGAGGCAGCAGCAGCUUCGGCCUGAGUCCCUUCACCCAAGGGCCGAGCAACCCGCACCAGAACGGACCGCAGACUUUCAUGACAGGAGGUUGGGGUACUACAUACCAGACAUGGCAGCCUCAGGGCCAGCAGGACCCCAGUCACAAUGGCUCACAGACAGGACAGAUGGAUUAUUCCAAAGCAUGGGAGCAGUAUUAUAAGAAGCUAGGUCAGCAGAGCCAAGCACAAAACACUGGUCCCGACUACAGCAAAGCUUGGGAGGAGUAUUAUAAGAAACAGGGUCAGGCUCCAGGUCCUGGCUCUCAGCAGAGCUCCACUCCUGACUACAGUGCUGCCUGGAUGGAGUAUUACAGACAGCAGGGGGCUUAUUAUGGGCAGGGGGCACAGCACUCGCAGGCUCCAGGCCUUCAGGUAUGGACAGAGACGCAUGAGGACACAGACACAUGAGGGGACAGAUACGGCAUAGAUAUAGAACACUGGAUCAUUAGAGCGGAUACCUUUUCGUUGAAGAUUUUUGAAUGAUUCAGAAGAUGAAACAAACCUUUUGUAACAGAGGUUUCUAGAUUUGCAACGCCUUGAAGACUUUUACUUUUUUUUUCCUUAGUGAGAAACACUAGCUGUAGAAUGACUUAUACAAUUAAAAAGUAAGAAAUAUUUCUAAAUCAGGAACGUAAAAAAAAAAUUGUUACUAAAUACUUGUGUACACCAUUAUUUGAAUGAACAAUAUCCGGGAUUCCUUUUUGGACAAACAGAGCUGUUUUUUUUUGUUUAUUUGUUUGUUUUUUUCUUCUUUUCUUUGUUUUGUUUAUUAUUGGGGGUUUUUUUCUAUCUUUUUAAUUCAAGUGAAAUGGCCAAAACGAAGCCCGGAAUUGUGACAUUUCAGCAAUCGCAAUAUAAUCUAUUUUUUCUAGUUCUGUUGCAAUAAACUCGUAAUUGCCGGCUUAGCAGUCUUGAAUCCAUUUUCGUUUUGUUCUUGUCUUGAGAUGUUUUAAGAAUGUGUUUAAGAAAACAAAAUACGUUUUUUUUUUCUUUCUUUUCCUUUUUACAUAAAGCAAUUUUUAAUUCAGUGUGAUGAUUAAAAAAAAACUGUGAUAUUUUGUUACAGGAAAAUGUGUUCUUUUGUUACACGAUAUAACGAGUGAUGAUGGCAAACCGCAGUCGAUUCCUAAUUUAAUUCCUCUUGUGUUUUGUAUUCUGUUUUUCAUUGUCAUUUUAUUGUACUCUGGUUUAAAAAAAGGUGCAAUAUCUUAUUUCAUAUUUGAAACAAAGAUGGAUUUCUAAUAUUUUGACAGAUGUUUAACAUGUAGUUCUUAGAAUAUUUUUUUUUUUUUAGGCGUAUGGAAAUGUAAUGGCUAAUUUUUUUAUUACCUUGAUCUGAUAUGGGAAAUGGGGGGGGGGAUCUUUGCAUCUUGCAUAUUGUGAGUUUAUUGCCUUUGCUAUCUUGUAAAACUAUGUAUGUACACUCAGAUACUUGACUAAAUACUUUAUUUAAAUAUAUAUGUAAUUAAAAAUCAAAGAAGUUUUUUUUUUUUUCCUCAUGGAGUCAUUUUUGCAGGAAAACUGUCCCUGUUUUUCUGUCUCUGUUUUCAUACUGAAAUUUUUUCAAAGAUCGUGAAUGUGUAAUUUGAAAUUUGAUGUUGCAUCUUGAUAUUAUGGACAAAAAAGAACUGAUAGGUUUUUAUGUAUGUUCUGUACUUUAACCCAUUCAAGACUGCUAAGCCUUCCGAAUCCUGUCUGUGUAUUAAUUGUAGGUUUUUUUUUUCUUUUUAUAUAUAUAUAUAUUCUAAGUAUUAAGAUCAAACUUGUCUUAUUUGGUACCAGCCGGCUCCCCGUCACCCCUCCACCAGUACACACUGUGGACUCGUGUACAGUCCGAUGCUAAUAACUUUUUAAGUAAAAUAAAUAUUUUUUUUUUCUUUUUUUUCUUUUCUGCUCUGUGUGAUCUAAUAUAUGUAUGAAUGAUUAGUCAUGAAUCAAAGCUAGUAUUAACUUCAUCGCUUAAUGAAAAGGGAUAUUAUAAUUUUGAGGUUUUAAUUUUAGUGUUUUUUUUUGUUUUGUUUUGUUUUUCCCCUCAUGUGUACAGGUAACCGUGUAUUAAAAACAUCAAAAGACUA
This is a messenger RNA of Tachysurus fulvidraco (yellow catfish), 3532 nucleotides long. It is a transcript of the gene fubp3, whose product is annotated as far upstream element (FUSE) binding protein 3. Gene Ontology annotation, molecular function: mRNA binding. Gene Ontology annotation, biological process: regulation of DNA-templated transcription. Gene Ontology annotation, cellular component: nucleus; cytoplasm. The transcript has 19 exons. The record is from RefSeq and is a predicted model, not a curated record. NCBI's taxonomy places the organism in Eukaryota, Metazoa, Chordata, Actinopteri, Siluriformes, Bagridae. Bases 99 to 1865 code for a protein of 588 amino acids.